Racocetra persica is the source of this 369-nucleotide messenger RNA. The record is from the annotation of a GenBank genome assembly. Lineage: Eukaryota; Fungi; Glomeromycota; Glomeromycetes; Diversisporales; Gigasporaceae.
GAGAUCAAAGGUGGAAAUGUAUAGUGACACCAUGCCUAGAAUUACAAAACGAAUAUAAUUAUAGUACAUUACAUCUUAAACUAAUUGAUACACUUACGCAAUUAUUAUCUCAAUUUCCAAAUGCAAAGACAUUUUCUAAACUUGAUGAUGAUGGUCUAAUUCAUCCACAUUUAUAUUAUGAUCUUGUAAACAAAUUUGAAUCAAAUAACUACGCUGAAUUAGCUGAAUGUUUUUUACGUAAUAGUCUUAUUACUGAAUCUUCUAUUGGUGAAGAUAUAUUUUUUGGUAAAAUAGUUUCAAAUUAUUGUAAUCCAAAAUUUAUAGAUCUUAAUAAUACUAAUAUGGUUUGGCAUAAACGAUAUAAUUUGG